Molecule: messenger RNA, 4032 nt
Organism: Mollisia scopiformis
Lineage: Eukaryota; Fungi; Ascomycota; Leotiomycetes; Helotiales; Mollisiaceae
Exons: 4
Coding region: 171-3914 (1247 amino acids)
Biological process (GO): nuclear pore organization; protein import into nucleus
Cellular component (GO): nuclear pore transmembrane ring
Molecular function (GO): structural constituent of nuclear pore
Source: RefSeq, a predicted model, not a curated record
ACAAUAACUUCGCCAACGACAUUUCCUUCAGUCAUUGCUACCGAUCUUCUCCUCCACAUGCUCGACUCGAACUGCACUCAAGACUAUUCCCGCUCCACAACGAUCCACUGUCGAUUCGAUUCAGCUCUUCUUCAAGUGCGUCCAGAGAUUUGGACUUUCAAGAGCAUGCCAUGAGUUCAACCCCUCAAAUGCGGUCGUCGUGGCCAUCGACUCCGGGCAGCAAUCAGCCAACUCCAGACUCGACGAGGGUGAGAUCGCCUCUACCAGAGAUACCAAAUGCCGCUCCAGCAGCUGCUGCAACAAAUGCGCCUCUCAUACCUGUCAAUCUCAUCGAUGCCCCGAGCCAGCGGAUGUACACUUUAGCAGUCUAUGGAUUGCUUCUGGUGUGGCGUCUAUACGAUUGGUGGAAACUUGUGGAAGAUGACACCAAUUCAUUUGCCCUGUUCUUUAAGUGGACGCUCAUAGAUAUCCUAUUCUUGUUUGGAAUCCCUCUACUACGAAUACCAUGGCUCGAAUGGUCGGAAUCAACAUCACUUGUGGCAUGCUCUUUGCAUACAGUAGUGAAUGGCAUGCUGAUGUUUCGGAUACCGCUUCCAUUGGAAGGGACAUUAUUGUUUUUUGCCAAAACUAUUUUCGAUCGAGAGAUGUCGAUUUCCGAGAAUAGUGUUCGGCCAUCAACGAUUUUACAUAAUUCGUCCCUCAUUAUGGGAAAGCAAAUCAUCAAUAUCUUGCCUGAAGGAUCUGUUACUAUGAACCCAGAGGGCCAGCCAUUCUGCGUCGACAGCAGUCAUCCUGUGGCUCACAUACCUCUAUACUUCAACCAGACCAAGCCGAAACAUGUCGAACUUCUCCGUAUAGACUUUGAUACGAAUGCCAAUGAGACAAUUGUACUGUCACAGAAGGAGGUCAACAAUGCCAAAAAGACCCAGGACGACAAUUUGUACACUAUUAAUUACACCGCUAAGAAGCCCGGGCUUUAUAGGUUGCUUAAGGUUGUCGAUAAGACAAAGCUAGAGGUCCAGAGAAGGAUGUCAGAUACAUUGGUUGUCACAUGUCCGAGGGCUGUUGUCAAGUCUUCAUCUUCAGACAAAUGCUUAGGUGAUCUUUCGGAUCUCACCAUGGAGAUCGAGGGCACUCCACCUCUGAAAGUGGUUUACAGCCGAACCGCGAACAGCGACCAGAGCGUUCAUCAUUUUCAGAGCAUCCAACCAGAGAAUUUUGCUUCGCCUCUGUUAGGAUCAACCAACGCAGGUACCUUGGUCUUAGCAGGCAGUCAAGACGUCUCAUGGGCGCGGACCCAUCGCAUUACCGUUCCUCUUAACGAGUCGAUGAUGCCUAGCGGCCGAUGGCUAUACUCUAUCGAUGAGAUACACGAUGCCACUGGUAACAUAGCUAAUUUCACCAUUGGGGGCGAUGACGGAGAGCAUGUCUACCCCAAAGGUGCACAUCUGGAACAGGCGUUCGUCGUUCAUGAGCGACCUUUUGCUCGCCUCAAAGGAUGUGAUUCUCGCAACCCACUGAUGGUCGCAAAUGGGCAAGCUAUCCAGUUCCCUGUUCAGUAUUCGUCACCCGGCCGUGCACCUGAUGACACUUCCCACACCUUGAUGUGGAAAUUUUCUCCCUUAGAAAGCUUAACAAAGAAUGGAGACCAUGGAGAAGAAACAGUGUUCCAGGAAUUCUCAGCAAGGGCGGCUCACAACACGCCGGUCAUUCGCCAGCCCGGGCUUUACACGCUGACUGGGGUGAAGAGCAAAUUCUGUGACGGAGAGAUCAAGGAGCCAGCGUCCUGUCUACUGCUAAAUCCGCCUGAGCCAGAACUGACAUUAAGUUCCGAGAAUAUCAACGACAAAUGCGCAGGGAAUUCCAUUGGCUUACUUGUUGAUCUCGACCUAAUCGGUACACCUCCAUUCACUGUGAGAUAUGAUGUUAUCACCAAGGCUGGAAAGCAUCCGGAGGAUGUCAAAGUAUCUGGACUGCGUCACCAAUUGGCUCUCAAGCCGACUGACGCAGGCCACUUCAAGUAUCAAUUCACCUCCAUCGAUGACGCCGUUUAUAAAGGCCAUCAGCUAAGCGGGAGUGGACUUGUCCUGGAGCAAGACGUGAAACCACCUGCCUCUGCACGCCUACGUGUUCCUUCUGGUAGCAUCGAUGCAUGUAUCGAGGAGCCGGUUGAGAUGAAUGUAGAACUAUCUGGAGAAAAGCCAUUUACCUUGGAAUAUGAGCUUGUUCAUGACGGUAAACGGAAGAAGAAUAAGAUCUCGAGCAUUGGCACAGAUGUCUACAAAAUCAGCACCGACCCGUUGAUCAAAGGCGGCGAGUAUUCCCUUGCUCUGACGAGUGUCCAGGACAAGACCGGGUGCAAGAUCUUCCUAACCAGCGAGGCCAAAUUUACUGUCAGGCGACAAAGACCGAAGGCAUCUUUCGGAUUACUGGAGGGAAAGCAUAAGACAGUCGAGGUUGAGGGUGGGAAUGUCGAACUACCAUUACGUCUGACUGGCCGUUCUCCUUGGACACUGAAGUAUCGUAAUCUUAACGAUAAAUCGGGGAAGAUAUUGGAGAAAAGAGCCAGAUCAACAAAUGACAUACUUGCCGUAUCCGAAAGAGGUAUAUACGAGAUCCUGGAAGUCUUAGAUGAGCAAUGCCCAGGAACUGUUGAUACUACUGCCUCUACAUUCGAGGUUGACUGGUUCCUCCGACCCCAAAUCAAGGUUGCAGAUACGGCGGCCCUUAUUCCAGAUGGCAAGAAGUAUCGCAAGAGAGAAGUGUGCGAGGGCGACAUCGAUGCAGUAGAGGUCAGCCUCAUUGGUUCUUCGCCCUACAACGUUAGAUAUCGGGUCAGUCACAAACCAGAGCACGGAACAAGCUCUAUCAGCAACAAAGAGUUCGAAGCUGCCCUUGGUGUGGCUACCAUUUCCAUGGAUACUAGUAAACCUGGAACCUACGAGUACAAGUUCUCGGAACUUUCUGAUGCUCUGUACGACCACGAUUCCAAGAAGUUCACCCCUCUUGUACUGGAGCAAAAAGUCAACCGGAAACCAUCUGCCCACUUCAUCAAACCAGGCCAAUCUUACAAAUACUGUAAAGAGGAGCUGGCAGGUGACGAAGUUAUCCCGAUCAAGUUGGAAGGAGUUCCUCCCUUUAGUCUCGAAGUAGACAUCAAACAUCAGAGCAAUAUUCGACCGGAGACCGUGAAGAUAGCCAAUAUCGAGUCUAAUCAUUAUGACUUCCGGAUUCCACAUCGCGUCCUCUCCCUGGGUAUCCAUCAAGUCAGCGUGCGGAAGGUCCGCGAUUCCCACGGAUGUCAACAGAAAACAGAAUAUGGAGGACCUCAUGUCCAGGUUCAGGUCUAUGAUGUCCCUACGAUCUAUCCUUUGGAUUCUCGAGUUGAUUAUUGUGUGGGUGAGCGAAUAUCCUAUACUCUAUCUGGCACAGCACCGUUUGAGAUCUUCUACAACUUCGAGGGUGUUCAAAGAAAGGCGAAGUCCACAAGCACCACUUUCCGGCGCAUCGCAGAGAAGCCUGGCAAUUUCACCAUCACUGGCGUUUCCGAUAAGGCGAGCGAGUGCAAAGCGAGGACGAAUAUAUCCAAGCUAGUCCACGAAAUGCCAAGCGUUAAGAUUAGCAAAGGCAGACAAGUAGAAGUGGAUAUCCACGAAGGAGGAGAAGCUGAAAUUCUGUUCGAAUUCUGGGGCACGCCUCCAUUUGAAUUUACGUACACGAGAAGUACGAAUGCUCGAAGAGGUCAGAAGUCACAGGUCUUAGAGACGAGACAUGAGGUCUCUUAUGAGCACAGCAAGACUAUUCAGUCGUCACAGGAAGGCACAUAUGAGGUGGUGGCUAUUAAGGACAAGUACUGUUCGUUCUCUACGCAGAAAGCAGAGUCUGGGAACAAGCAGCGUCUGCUUCAAUUCUAGGCGACGAGUCCUUGUUGGAAUAAUAUUUGAUGUUUACGCAUAGCGCGGCGUUGGGCCUCGUUUCUCUACCAUGUUUGUAGUAUACCAAAAAUACCAGAAUGAAAAUGAAGAAUGAAUC